CUUCCGUUAGGCCACCAUGUCCUACGGAAGUUGAAUUGUUGUAGUCGGACACUGGCGAAAACACUGGAGUGGUCUCAAGGAGGCGGCGAAACCGAAUUAUAAACACACCUUGUGUGCUUAAGAGAAUAUAAAGUGAGCGCGAAUAGCCAAUUAAGCAAAAGAAACGCGCUGAGAUAGAAAGAAAUACAUCAACAGUGGCCCCUGUACGCUAGCCCUAACCCCUGAAGUCCUCUGUGGUUAGGCGAAACGAGGCGGGAGGCGAUGGAGCCUUCACCGGCAAAGGGGAAACCACAGGGUCGACUGGUAGUGUCCACGACCCUGGAUGCAAAAGAUGAACUGGAGGAGCGGUUGGAAAGAUGUCUCGGGAUUGUCACUUCUAUGACAAACGGCCUUUCAGAGCGCGAAGCCAACGAUGCCAUCACUGCCCAUGUAUGCAAGGGACCACAGCAGCACGAAGAAGUGUGUUUGGGUCUGUUUGCAAUACUGCUCACAGAACCACCUCAGGCACAGCGGUGUUACAGAGAUCUCACGCUGGUUAACCGGGAUGGGAUGAAUGUGGUCCUGAUGAAGAUCAACCAGAUCCUCAUGGAGAAGUUUCUCAAGCUGCAGGAUGUCUGUCGUACCCAGCUGGUCUGGCUGGUUCGAGAGUUGGUGAAGAGUGGUGUCAUCGGGGCUGAUGGUGUCCUCAUGACCCUUAUGAAACAGAUAGCAGGGGGAGACAUCUCCAGUAAGAACCUGUGGUUGGCCGAGAGUGUGCUGGACAUCUUGCUUGAUCAGAGGGAGUGGGUGGUGAAGAGUGGGAUGCUGGUGGCCAUGUCUGUGUAUACCUACCUUCGUCUCAUGGUGGACCACGGCACCCCCAACCUGCUCCCCCUCAGGCAGAAGGAGGUGGACUUCUGUAUCGGCCUAAUCCGUGAGAAGUUCAUGGAGGUCUACGUCAUUGGGAGAGAUCUGGUGCGUCUGCUGCAGAAUGUGGCCCGAAUCCCUGAGAUAGACCUGCUGUGGAAAGACCUUCUACACAACCCCCAAACCCUCAGCGCUCAAUUCACAGGUGUGCUGCAGCUUCUUACCUCUCGAACAUCACGGAAAUUCCUGGCCUGUCGCCUGACGCCUGACAUGGAGACCAAACUUCUAUUCAUGACCUCCAGAGUGCGCUUCGGGCAGCAGAAGCGCUAUCAGGAUUGGUUCCAGAGGCAGUACCUGUCGACGCCCGAGAGCCAAUCCCUACGCUGCGAUCUGAUUCGCUACAUCUGUGGCGUGGUUCAUCCGUCCAAUGAGGUUCUGAGCUCCGACAUCUUGCCCCGCUGGGCCAUCAUUGGCUGGCUGCUUACCACCUGCACAUCGAAUGUGGCGGCCUCCAACGCCAAGCUGGCCCUCUUCUAUGAUUGGCUCUUCUUCAGCGCGGAGAAGGACAGCAUCAUGAACAUCGAGCCGGCCAUCCUGGUGAUGCAUCAUUCUAUGAAGCCCCACCCUGCCAUAACCGCCACACUGCUGGACUUUAUGUGCCGGAUCAUCCCCCAUUUCUUCCCUCCUCUGGAGGUUCAGGUGCGUCAGGGUGUCUGCGCCUCCCUCACCUUCAUCAUGGAGAAGAGAGUGCUGGCUCAUCUGGCGCCCCUGUUUGAUAACCCUAAGCUGGAUCGUGAGCUGCGCUCCAUGUUACGCGAGCGUUUCCCAGAGUUCUGCAGUUCCCCGUCGACCCCCACAGAAGCGAAAAUGGAAGAAUCGGUUCCCAUGGAGAUGGACAAUCACAUUCUGGACAAAGAAGACAGUUGCUAUGACAACACUGAAGCCACUUUCAGCGAUGAUGAAGAGGAGGUGAAUAACAAAGGCAAAAAACGGGAGUUCAGGUUCCAUCCAAUCAAAGAGACUUAUAUUGAAGAGCCAGCGGACAUCUCCCCCUAUGUGGACCAAUUGGACGAGCCGUUGAAGGAGAAGGUGUUACAGCUGCAGAAAGAGAGUGACAUGGAGGUUCAGUGUGAAGUGAUGCAGGAGAUCGUGGACCUCAUACUGGAGGAGGACUUUGACUCGGAGCAGAUGUCCACCCUGGCCUCCUGUCUGGCUGAACUUUUUAAGAGUCACUUCAGGGGAGAUGUGCUCCCUGACGAGAUCACAGAAGAGUCUCUGGAGGAGUCGGUGUGUAAGCCAGUGUGUUUAGUGUUCCGGAACCUGUGUCAGAUGCAAGAGGACAACAGCAGCUUCUCAGUGCUGCUGGACAUGCUGGCCGAACUCUACCAGAAACAGCCCAAGAUAGGAUACCACCUGCUCUACUACCUGAAGGCUAGUAAAGCUGCGGUGGGGAAGAUGAGUCUGUACGAGGCGUUCGCUCAGGCCACGGCGCUGGGGGAUCUGCACACCUGUCUCAUGAUGGACAUGAAGGCCUGCCAAGAGGACGACCUGCGCCUCCUGUGUUACCUCACGCCCUCCAUCUACUCAGAGUUUCCUGAUGAGACACUGCGCAGUGGAGAACUGCUGAACAUGAUUGUGGCUGUCAUUGAUUCCACACAGCUUCAAGAGCUCAUGUGCCACGUGAUGAUGGGGAAUCUGGUGAUGUUCCGCAAAGACUCUGUGCUCAACAUCCUCAUUCAAUCUCUAGACUGGGAAACGUUUGAGCAGUACAGCACCUGGCAGCUUUUUCUGGCCCACAGUAUCCCACUAGAAACCAUCAUCCCAAUCCUCCAGCACCUCAAAUACAAGGAACACCCUGAGGCUCUCUCAUGUCUGCUGUUGCAGCUGCGCAGAGAGAAGCCCACGGAGGAGAUGGUGAAGAUGGUUCUGAGUCGGCCGUGCCACACAGAGGACCAGUUCACCACCAGCAUCCUGCGCCACUGGGCCUCCAAACACGACGACUCGCUGGGGGAGCACGUCAAAGCCCUGCUCAUCAAGAACAACAACCUGCCCCGCAAGAGGCAGAGUCUGCGCAGUUCCAGCAGUAAACUAGCUCAGCUGACUCUGGAGCAGAUGCUGGAACACCUGGACAACCUGAGACUGAACCUCACCAACACCAAGAAUAACUUCUUUACCCAGACGCCGAUUCUUCAGGCUCUUCAGCAUGUACAGGCCAGCUGUGACGAGGCCCAUAAGAUGAGGUUCAGCGAUCUCUUCGCUCUGGCUGAAGAGUACGAGGACUCGACCAAACCCCCCAAGUCCAGACGCAAAGCCCCCGCCUCGUCCCCGCGCUCACGCAAAGGAGCCGCACCCCCCACCAACAACGAGGAUGACAGCGCCUCCACCAGUGCUUCUGAGGAAGAGGACUCCAGACCCAAAGCUCCAAAGAGGAAGAGGAAGGGUUCUUCAGCUGUGGGCUCCGACAGCGACUGAGGAGUUCCUCACGCACCAAUCACACCCCAUCUGCUAUUGUGACAUCACUGGAGACUGGACCACCGCCCAAUCACAUGACCCCCCAGCAGAUACGCCCACUGUGGAGGGGGAGGGACUUCCUUUUGGACUCAAAUGCAAUUGGCUAGAGCCAGACGAAAACUCCCCCUUCUGUUCUUGCUCAUUGGCUGACGCAGAGCUAGUGGGUGUGGCCUGAGGGAAACACAUGGAGAUGGGAUGGGUGUGGGGAACCUCCAGGCUCCGCCCCUCUGAACACAGACUCCGCCCCUCUGAACACAGACCGACCCAACCCGGACCGGCCCGCUCCCAUGACCACCACAGCGAUGUAGGGUUGACCCCUGACCCCUGAACCUUAACCCUGUACACCCCACAUGUCUGACUCCUAAGUCCACACUGCCCAUGAAUGCGGAGGUGAAAGUUCAACGCUUUACAAUAAUUCUAUGACAGAAGUCCGGUUCAGAUUUAAAUGUCCAGACCCCUGAAAAGAGGCGUGUUCAUGUUGAAUGAUAUUAGAUGACAUGGGAGAGUACAGUCACUCCCCCCUCCCACAUUAUUCUCUCUCUCUGCCCUGAUUGGUCAUCCCUAUCGAGAGGCGGAGUCAAGGAUUUUGACACGGAGGGAUGUCCCUUUGUGAUUGGUCUGUUUUUACCACAGGUGUUUGAGCUGCACAGGAGUGUGGCCGAGAGGACUGUACAGGUGGAAGAAGACCUCACACAUUGACAGACGUUUUAAAGAACAUUUCUUUCUACUGACAUAUUUUCAUAAAAAAAAGAUCAUAACUGUGUCAAAUGAUUAUGAUAUUAAUAAAAAAAGGGCUAAACAGCU
Messenger RNA from Clupea harengus (Atlantic herring), 4161 nucleotides. RefSeq names its product integrator complex subunit 3 (gene ints3). The transcript has 29 exons. The record is from RefSeq and is a predicted model, not a curated record. The coding region runs from base 262 to 3318 and encodes 1018 amino acids. Gene Ontology annotation, cellular component: cytoplasm. Lineage: Eukaryota; Metazoa; Chordata; Actinopteri; Clupeiformes; Clupeidae.